AUGACUGGUGAAACGAUUGGACGAAGAUCACUGUUGCAGAAGUACGAACACUUAAUUGGAGGAUUUGCUGGUGGAGUGGCCAGCACCGCAGUAUGCCACCCUAUGGAUCUUCUCAGGAUUCGCUAUUCUGGUAAAAGUUUUGUGCUUUCUAUCACUGAAACGGCAACCAGUGCUGUAAACCAGUUGGUUACAGCUAAUGAAGGUGGUGUGUUUCGACCUCAGUACAAGAGCUAUAUCGAUGCAACCAAAUGCAUAUUUCGAGCCGAAGGCGUUCGUGGACUCUAUCAAGGUCUUACACCGAAUAUGGUUGGCGCAGCAUUAUCGUGGGGACUUUACAUGGAAUGGUAUCAUAAAAUAAAGGCGAUGGUGCCGUUUCACUCUUCAAAUGAAAGUUUGAAUAACUUCUUAUGUGGCUUCUUCGCCGGAGCUGCUGUUAUGUGCUUCACAAAUCCGAUUUGGGUGACAAAAACAAGGCUUUGUCUCCAAUACGAGACCAGCACUGCGAAAAAGUACUCUGGAAUGUUGGAAUGUUUGCACAAAAUUUCCAAAGAAGAAGGUGUUAAAGGUCUAUAUAAAGGUUUUGUGCCAGGAUUGUUCGGAACUACUCAUGGUGCUUUACAAUUUAUGUUAUACAAUCGUCUCAAAGCUUGGCGCUGUCAAACGCUAGGUUUGCCCUGGGACGCUCCUUUAAAUUCUCAAGACUACCUAGUGUUUUCGGCAAUUUCGAAAUCCAUUGCAACUACGGUUACUUUCCCGUACCAAGUGCUUAGAACCCGAAUGCAGGAUCAUAAUGUAGAGUCAGGAGGAGUAUGGCGAACAACAACUAUGACACUUAAACGAGAAGGUAUCCGUGGUCUAUAUAAGGGUUGUUUAAUGGCUAACCUUAGACAAUUACCGGCUGCCAUCGUCACUUUUGUAACCUAUGAAAAUGUGAAGCACCUUAUUAGGAGUUCAAAUUUCUAA
Angiostrongylus costaricensis is the source of this 963-nucleotide messenger RNA. The record is from the annotation of a GenBank genome assembly. Lineage: Eukaryota; Metazoa; Nematoda; Chromadorea; Rhabditida; Metastrongylidae.